GGGAGCAGCUGGAGCUCAGGCGGAUCCGACAUCUUUCUGGGAAUUAUUAGAGAUGUGCGUGAGGUCUAACAGCCUGAGAGCGUUCGACAUUGAGCAACGAGACUGAGACAAGCACAGGGACAGGACCCUGGGAGCUUCACUGAUGCAGUGCAGUUUCGGAGUUUCGUCGAGAAAGGAAUGUUGGCACGAGCCCAGGAAACAACUCGCUGGCAUUCUUCCAGACAGUGUGACUACCACUCGGGUGGGAGAGAAAGGGCGAGAGAGACCCGCUCCAGAUUCUUAUCUGAAGGGAAAGAUGAGGCGUGAAGACCAACCUUCCGAAGGGAUUUCCAAUGGGGAUCACAGACUACCUGGAUGCUGGCGAUGUGGCUGCUGCUUUAGCCCAGUGCAAGGCCGCAGACUCCUUCAGCUUCAAGCAGUUCUGUGCAACGUCCGGUUUGGCGAAGAAAUCUUCCGAUACAGUCAACAAAAUCUUUAACAUCAUUGACGAAGAUGGCAGUGGUUACAUCGAGGCCAAGGAGCUCAAGUUCUUCCUUCAGAAUUUCUCCUCCGACGCCAGGGAGCUGGGCGACUCCGAGAUCAAGACUGUCCUCUCGGCCAUGGGCAUGAGCGACGAUGGGAAAAUGAAUGCCACCGAAUUCCAGAAACUGGUAUCCGCGUAGAGAAAAACGGGAGCCGCGGACACCCACAUCGCGUUGGCUCAGAACCUUGCGGAAGAAACAGUUAGUUAUUUGCGAACUAUCUCACCCACACUGUCCUCGUAACCAAUGCAGCAAAUCUUCCUCCCCCCUCCCCUCCACUGACAUGAUCUUUGUCAGAGAGUAUCCUGCCGAGGGUACAUUGUUUUACUGAGGUAUCAUGACAUCAAGGAACAAGAGGUGUGAGUGUUGUAAUACCAAUAAAAAAAAAUCCGAUGAGAAA
Messenger RNA from Callorhinchus milii (elephant shark), 921 nucleotides. RefSeq names its product parvalbumin, thymic. Bases 333 to 662 code for a protein of 109 amino acids. NCBI's taxonomy places the organism in Eukaryota, Metazoa, Chordata, Chondrichthyes, Chimaeriformes, Callorhinchidae. Gene Ontology annotation, cellular component: nucleus; cytoplasm. The transcript is spliced from 6 exons. Gene Ontology annotation, molecular function: calcium ion binding. The record is from RefSeq and is a predicted model, not a curated record.